AUGACGACCGUGACGGCCAAGGAUGUCUAUGUGUCUUGGAAUGGCGAUCUGAAUACUUGGCCAGAUUUCGUUCGAAAGGUGAGACUCCAGUAUGAGAAGACGCAGCCAAGCAAACGCUACUUGCUUGGCCCAGAGCUUGUGAGUCGCUUGACGGACAAGGCUUGGCAGGCUUCGUACGAGAUCGACCAUGACCGCCUUUCUGGACGCCAUGGAGUGAAGUACAUGCUCAGCUUCCUUCGUGACAAGCUCUGCCGUGCACCGGUCCCCGAUGCAGGGGCCCGCCUCGAGGAUCUACUGAUCCGACUCCGUCGACAGCGCGGUACUCCUUUUGCUCAAUGGGCUCAUGAGGUGAGAGAACACUACCGACGACUUCAACGUGCCCUUCUCCGAGCUCGACAAGAAGCCCAACCUAAGGAGACCUCCAUGAAGAAGAGCUCAAAAGGAAACUCCAAAAAGAGCCAUGGUUCAACAGCCACUGAACCGGAACCUCGACCUUCAUCCACUGGCAGUGACCACUCGCCUUCGAGGAGUGUCCGUAGUCGAGAACCUGCCAUCCCGGAAGAUGAGGAGCAAGAAGAAGAAGAAGGAGAAGAAGAUGAAGUGGACGAUGGCUCUCCUUCCAACCGUGGUGGCUGGAACACUUGGUGGCAAUGGGGCAAUCAGUGGACUGCUGAAGAGUGGAAUGAGUGGCUUGGCAAGAAGAAGAAGCAUGAUGGCUCUGACUCCUGGUCUGCCUACGCUGAGGACGAUGAGGACAUGAAUGAAGAAGAGACCUAUUGGGGUAGUGCUUCAUGGGAUGAUGGUUCCUGGACUACCUCUUCGGCAUGGUGGAAUGACACCGAGGCUGAGUUUGAGUUCUCACCGGAAGAGCAGAAGCAGAUUGAUGAGGUCUAUGCGGCCUAUGAAGACAAGGCAGCUCAAGCCCUGGCAAGGGACGACAACGUCCAGGCUGAAGAGGAACUUAUGUUCACGAGACUCCAGUGGGGCGAAAUGCUCGGUCAUGACCUCGAUCCUCGAUCUCCUGAAGAUGUGUUGGUUCGUGUUCCUGGAAUUCUUGUUACCGAUGCCAAGUCCCUCUAUGACUCGGUUCAGAAGGGUUUGGUAAACACGAGCGGUUUAGGACUUUCCGAGAAGUACAGUGCUUUGGAGCUUUUGUCGGUGAUGGAACGCUUGGACAGAG
This is a messenger RNA of Durusdinium trenchii, 1180 nucleotides long. The record is from the annotation of a GenBank genome assembly. NCBI's taxonomy places the organism in Eukaryota, Dinophyceae, Suessiales, Symbiodiniaceae.